Messenger RNA from Amaranthus tricolor (Joseph's coat), 972 nucleotides. RefSeq names its product 2-oxoglutarate-dependent dioxygenase 11-like. The record is from RefSeq and is a predicted model, not a curated record. Bases 1 to 972 code for a protein of 323 amino acids. The transcript has 5 exons. NCBI's taxonomy places the organism in Eukaryota, Viridiplantae, Streptophyta, Magnoliopsida, Caryophyllales, Amaranthaceae.
AUGGCGCGGUGCCUGGAUUUAAAGGAUGACAGCGUCAUAAAGGAGCAUGGUGAACGAGGAUCCAUAGACACAAGAUUCGGAAUCUACCCACGUUGUGCACGGCCUGAUCAAGUGAUAAAUCAUGGGAUGACGAGUUCAUUCUUGGAUGAAUUGCUAAAUGUUUCCAAGCAAUUUUUUGGGCUUCCUUUAGAUGAGAAACUGAAAUAUUGCCCAAUUCCAUCGAAGAACACUACCAAAUACUUCAAUGGGUAUGCAAAUUCCUCCUUUAUUGCAGGAGAUGAGAAAUCUUUGAACUGGAAUGAUAGAUUAUUUCUCAUAGCUCAUCCUGACAAAUAUCGUAAACUCCGAUUUUGGCCUCAAAAACCACACAACUUCAGUGUGAGCAUCAUCUUGUGUUUUCCGAUUAUAUAUGCUGACGUUCAAAAUGAGUCAAGUCUAAACUUAAAUAUAAUGUCAGAGUCGAAAGAAUUGGUAAAGGAAUACAGUUUGAAGCUAAAAAUGAUGUUUGAUGUUCUCCUAAAAGCGAUGGCGAAGUCUAUACGAUUAGAUGAAAAUAGCUUGUUAAAUCAAAUGGAUGGAGGAGUUAUCGCAACAACAUUUGCAAUGUAUCCUCGCUGUUCAUCUCCUGAUCGUGUUUACGGCAUUCAUCCACAUACUGAUGGAUCAACUAUUACAGCACUUUUACCUGAUCGUGUUUACAUAUUCUUAGAAUUGGUCAAGGAAUACAAUUUGAGGUUAAAAAUUAUGCUGGGAGUCCUCCUUAAAGCCAUGUCAAGGUCUAUAAAAAUAGAUGAAGAUAGUUUGUUGAAUGAGAUGGAUGAAGGAGCCAUAGCAACAAGAUUUGCAAUGUAUCCUCGUUGUUCGUGUCCUGAUCGUGUUUAUGGAGUUCAUCCACAUUCUGAUGGAUCAGUUAUUACGGCACUUCUACCAGAUAAGGAAGUAUCUGAAGGCUUAGAUAUCAUGAAAGAUUAG